CGCACCGUCCACAGCGAUCAUGGCGUCGAAAAAAGGUUCCGACAAGUACUCAGUUCUUCUUCCGACUUACAACGAGCGGGACAACCUGCCCCUGAUCGUCUGGCUGCUCGUCAGGGCGUUCCAGCAAAGUGGCCAUGACUUUGAGAUUAUAGUGAUAGAUGACGGCAGCCCGGACGGUACACUGGAGGUGGCCCAACAGCUGGAAAACAUCUACGGCAAGGACAAAAUUGUACUAAGACCAAGAGCAAAGAAGCUAGGACUAGGAACUGCCUACAUCCAUGGCAUGAAGCACGCUACAGGAAACUUUGUCAUCAUCAUGGAUGCUGACCUCUCUCACCAUCCAAAGUUCAUUCCAGAAUUCAUAAGUAAACAACAGGAGAGAGACUAUGAUGUUGUGUCAGGCACCAGGUACAGGGGAAGUGGAGGGGUCUAUGGAUGGGAUCUUAAGAGGAAGCUCAUCAGCCGAGGUGCAAACUAUCUGACUCAGAUCCUGCUGAGGCCAGGGGCAUCGGACUUGACAGGGAGUUUCAGGCUCUAUAAGAAAGCAGUGCUGGAGAAGUUGGUUGAGAGCUGUGUGUCCAAAGGCUACGUCUUCCAAAUGGAGAUGAUCGUGCGCGCCAGGCAGCUAGGCUUUACCAUUGGAGAGGUCCCCAUCACAUUUGUGGACAGGGUGUACGGAGAGUCCAAACUGGGAGGAAACGAGGUCAUCUCUUUUGCAAAAGGUCUCCUGUACCUGUUUGCUACUACAUAAGGCUGUAGGGUAACAUCGCAUUGUUCCUGCGAAGCUGGUGUGUUACGCCAAAAGGUGGUUAUACCGGCUAUACAGAUACAGAUACACAUUGUGUGGGACAUUACACAGAAGCCUUAUUCCUUUUAGCAUUGUGAACAGUUUUUAUCAUACAUCUAUCUGGCUGAGAUUCUGUAAUUGAAGUCACAUCA
Branchiostoma belcheri (Belcher's lancelet) is the source of this 939-nucleotide messenger RNA. Its product is annotated as dolichol-phosphate mannosyltransferase subunit 1-like. The coding region runs from base 20 to 751 and encodes 243 amino acids. Gene Ontology annotation, molecular function: dolichyl-phosphate beta-D-mannosyltransferase activity. NCBI's taxonomy places the organism in Eukaryota, Metazoa, Chordata, Leptocardii, Amphioxiformes, Branchiostomatidae. The record is from RefSeq and is a predicted model, not a curated record. Gene Ontology annotation, cellular component: endoplasmic reticulum membrane. Gene Ontology annotation, biological process: GPI anchor biosynthetic process; protein O-linked glycosylation via mannose. The transcript has 9 exons.